AUGGGGUUCCUGCUAGAUCACAAUGGAGUACACCCAACAGAAGAAAAGGUUAAGGCCAUAAAUGAUGCACCUAGACCUACUGGAGUAAAGGAGUUAAAAGCUUUUCUUGGGUUUUUGAAUUACUAUGGUGCUUUUCUGCCAAACUUAAGUACCGAGUUAAACCCAUUCCACAAGUUGUUAAAGAAGCAUGAACCGUGGAAUUGGACGGCUGACUGUGAGGAGAGUUUUAAUGUUUGUAAAAAGAUGAUCACUGAGAGUAAACUUUUAGUGUUUUACGACUCCAAGAAACCUCUCCGAUUAUCGUGCGACUCAUCUUCCUAUGGAGUUGGAGCAAUAAUAUCGCAUGUAAUGAAAGAUGGCUCAGAGAGACCAAUAGCUUUUGCCUCCAGAACACUGAGUGAAACCGAGAGACGGUAUGCUCAAAUAGAAAAAGAGGCACUGUCAUCAGUUUUUGGAGUAAAGAAAUUCCAUAAGUACUUGUUUGGACGCAAAUUUACAUUGGUAACAGAUCACAAACCGUUGUUGUCAAUUCUGGGACCGAAAAAGGGUGUUCCCCCAUUAGCUGCAGCCAGAAUGCAACGUUGGGCACUGAUACUGGCUGCGUAUCAGUAUGACAUUCAGUACAAAUCAUCUGAACAGCAUGGUAAUUGUGAUUCCUUAUCGAGACUACCACUACAUGAGACAGAACAGGAGGAUACAGAAGAAGGAGUAUUUUCAUUGGAUAUGUACUUACCCAUCUCCAGUCAGGAGAUAGCUAUGGCUACCCGAAGAGACCCGAUUCUGUCCAGGGUGUAUGAUUUCACUCUGAACGGCUGGCCAGCUCAUGUAGAGGAUUCUGAUUUGCAGCCUUUCUUUGAUAGAAGGAAUGAGCUUACACUGGAAAAGGGAUUGCUCAUGUGGGGGAUGCGAGUGGUCAUUCCGGACAAGUUUAGAGGUCGCUUGUUGCUAGAGCUGCAUGAUGAACAUUUAGGAAUGUCUCGAACAAAAGCCUUAGCCAGGGGGUAUCUUUGGUGGCCUUAUUUAGACAGGGACAUUGAAGACAUGGUUGAAAGAUGUUCAGCUUGUGCAUCUACCAGAAACACUCCAAAAGAAAGCCCCCUGCAUCCUUGGAUUUGGGCAUCUAGACCGGGGCAACGAGUGCAUAUAGAUUAUGCAGAAUAUAAGGGGCAGUCCUUUCUUGUUAUUGUCGACAGUUAUUCAAAAUGGCUGGAAGUCAUACCAGUGAAGUCCACCACAAGCAGCAAUACCAUAGAGAAGUUAAGAACAUGGUUUGCCUCAGUUGGAAUACCUGAAGAAAUAGUGAGUGACAAUGGGCCCCAGUUUACAUCUUCUGAGUUUCAAGACUUCAUGAAGCACAGUGGAGUUAAACAUACACUUGUACCGCCCUAUCAUCCUCAGUCAAAUGGGUUGGCUGAAAGAGGAGUACAGAUUCUAAAAAAAGCAUUAAAGAGGCAAGAUUUUGAUGGUCAUAGAUGGUCUCUUCAGCAGCGCCUUGCCAACUUUUUGUUAAGGUAUCGCAUAACUCCACAUAGCACUACUGGUACAUCACCUGCAGAACUAUUUCUUAAGCGCCAGUUAAGAACCCGGUUGAGUUGCAUUAAACCUAAUCUUCGGGAGUCGGUGGAGAAGAAACAGCAAAAGAUGAAAGAACAACAUGAUGGUGGACAGUGUAAAGUCAGGGAAUUUCAGGGAGGUGAACAAGUUCAAGUGAAAACAACUAUUCCAGGACAAAAAUGGAAGUGGAUAUCUGGUGUGAUUCAUAGAAAGUUGGGACCAUUAACGUAUCUUGUGCGAGUUGGAAAACGCAUUCGCUAUUGCCACGUAGAUCAUUUAUUAGCAUCGUAUGCUACGAUGCUGGAGACGGAACUUACACCGCUGUCCUUUGAUGUAGAGUUACCCUCUUUUAAAGAGCCAGGAAUGGAUCGGGCCUUAGUGUCUCCAGAUGAAACAGGAAAGGGAACUCCUGAGAUGGUGGAAACUCAAGAAAAACUUGCGGACUCUGUAAACAAGGAUACCAAGGUGCCUGAUCAGACUGAUGCAGUGCCGGAACGUCGUUAUCCACUCAGGAUGAGGAAACCCACUAAAAAAUUGGACUUAUAG
This is a messenger RNA of Saccostrea cuccullata (small rock oyster), 2100 nucleotides long. RefSeq lists its product as uncharacterized. The coding region runs from base 1 to 2100 and encodes 699 amino acids. NCBI's taxonomy places the organism in Eukaryota, Metazoa, Mollusca, Bivalvia, Ostreida, Ostreidae. The transcript has a single exon. Gene Ontology annotation, molecular function: nucleic acid binding. Gene Ontology annotation, biological process: DNA integration. The record is from RefSeq and is a predicted model, not a curated record.